GUCGUUGUAGCUGCCAAAGCGUAAAAUUGUAUAAUCUGGGUGUGCAGGAACAAAUGUAUAAGUGACCUAGACUUUUCAUUCAAGUCUCCAUGAACAACUUGAAUGAUCCCCCCAGAUGGAACAUCCAACCAGACCCCAGAGGAAGGGGGGCGGGGGCCAGUGAUGGUAACCAAUGGAACUAUGCCCUGCUGGUCCCUAUGCUCGGACUGGCUGCAUUUCGUUGGAUCUGGACCAGAGAGUCUCAGAGGGAGAUCCAGAAUGUCAGAGCCCAGUAUAACAAGGAUGUGUCUAUAAUAAAAAGUGAGAUGGAGGCACGGUACCGGGAGACACUGACAGAGAGGCGCAAGGCAGCUGCUAUACUAGAGCUAGAGCUGGAAAAGGAGAGACAGAGGGUGAAAGGGUAUAAGCAGGCUCUGAUCUCACAGAGCCAGCAGCUGAUGGAAGAGCGAAAACAGCUACAACAGGAGCGAGAGACCUUGGUGGAAGAGAAGCAAAGGCUGGUGAAUUCCGGAGCUGCAGGUGCUGUGCUGCAUCAUGCCCUGGAACGAGAACAAGGCUGGUGCCAACGAGCCACAGCCACUUUGAAAGAACUUGAGGGUCUGCUUGUGGAGCGCCAGAAUGCCUACUGUUCCCUCAUCCAGCCUCGAGAUCAGCGACUGGAGAUGGAGAAGAACAUGCUGCUAAAGGUCGUCAAAGAUCCCAUCGGGGCAGAACUAGAUCUAGAGUCUGACCUGAGGGAUAUUUUUAAGAGAGAUAAGCACUGUGCAGAUGUGCUAAACAUGGACAAGAGGAAGAACGGAAGCCUAAUGUGGGUGUAUCUCAAGUACUGGCAGCUGCAGGUCACUGUCCAAAAACACAAGAGAGCUGAGGAAGCCAUAUUAGGAGGGAAAAUCCAGUCUCACACUAAGUGACAAAAGACAUAGAUGAGCUGGUGUUUUUCAUUUGACUUAGAAUCUUUAAAGUAUGUGGAUCAGGAAUGGAAAAUGCAUGUAUUUUUGACUCUAAGUAAUUAUCUUUACUUGAUAGAGAUGUUAUGGAAACACACAAGGUCAUCUCAAUAAGAUAAUGUUAAGCAUCUGAAAGCUCCAUCCUUGAUCUUCAGAGAAAAGAAGAGAACAGGUUGGUCAGGUUUACAAUAUAACUAUAGCAUCAGAAGCCCCAUAUAAGACUCAUUAGCUUUAAAUUAACUCGGGGAAAACUUAUAAUGUUAAAUAUGCAUUAGGAUCAUUCUAGUAAUAUCCAUAUUGGAUACUCAAUUAAUGUUUAAUGACAUAUACAAAUUAGUUUUUUCCAUUUAUCCCCUUGGAAAAUAUUGUCAGAAAAUCUGUGUUAAUGUAACUUACAUUCUCUGAGUGCCAUGAAUUAUUGUUAGGUGAGUGUACUGUAUGUCCAGACAUGGACUUUUUUUUUGUUCUCUCUGUUUUGGAUAUGAACUGAUUGCUUACGAAAACCUGUUCACCUUGUCCCAUGUUAUACACACUGCUGAAAGAAACAUUCUUUCUCAUCAGGAAAUUAUUUAAGUAAUAUAAUUUAUUACUAAGGGCACUCACAGAGCGCAGACUUCAGCUAAGGCCAAUGUGAAACAGCACACACCAGACAAAAAAAAUCGAAUUAAUUGUAAAUGAUCUGAUCUGCCCCAAAAUUUAAUGGGUUCUUCCUUGGUUCUUCCCAAUCCUCCACCAAGUUUGGUACAAUUCAGUUC
This is a messenger RNA of Seriola dumerili (greater amberjack), 1702 nucleotides long. RefSeq names its product coiled-coil domain containing 127 (gene ccdc127a). The coding region runs from base 90 to 911 and encodes 273 amino acids. The transcript is spliced from 4 exons. Lineage: Eukaryota; Metazoa; Chordata; Actinopteri; Carangiformes; Carangidae. The record is from RefSeq and is a predicted model, not a curated record.